Messenger RNA from Ectocarpus siliculosus, 3759 nucleotides. The record is from the annotation of a GenBank genome assembly. NCBI's taxonomy places the organism in Eukaryota, Phaeophyceae, Ectocarpales, Ectocarpaceae.
AUGUCCAACACGGCCUACCAGCGGCAUCAAGCCGGGCCUUGCCCGGCGCCACUCCCGUCUCCAACAUCCGGAGUAGGCCCGCCUUUGCUGCCUCCCUCGAAGCAGCAGCAGCUGCCGGCGCCGGGGAGAAAGUACGCGCCGACGCCGCCGCCGCUGUCAGCGGCAGCAACCGCCGGCGGAGUGGGGAUGGAGCGCGGGGGGGGGGAGCUCACCCAGGUGACCGGGUACCACAUGGGGAUGGCGGGCGCUCCGCAGCAACGGCAACAGCGGCAGCAGAAGGAGGAGCGGCGGGUGGGGGGCGGCAGCGAUCAACCAGACCUUGCCGCCCCUGGCUCUGCUGCCACCGCGUUGAUGGCGGCGGGAGCGGUCGGCGGCGGUUUCUACCCGUACCCGGGUUUCGCGCCCAUGUUCUCGUACCCGCAGGCAGCGGCUGCGGCGGCGAUGGAGCAAAAGGGUGCUGGCCCGGGGUCGCUCGACCCCGAUCGCCUCGCGGCGAUAAACCGCGCCCUCGCGCUUGCCCAGGCGACCUCGCUCUCGACCGCCUCUCGCGCAAGUCCUUCGCCGCCGCCGUCGCCGCCUCCGCUUCCAACACCGGCGGCGGCGGCGGCAGCCGCAUCAGCAAGAGCGACGAAACCACCCCGAGCAGGAGCGACGUCCACGCCGAGCGAGCCGUCCCCAUCAGACGACCAGGAGUCGCCGCGGAGCACCGAAUCUGCGGCUAGCUCUAGCUACAACGACGAGGGCCGCAACAACAAGCUCGAACAACCGACGGCCGCUACCGCCGCCGCCGCCGCCGAUUCCGGCGGCGACGCCGACACCGCCGGCGGCGACAACGCGAGCGCCGCCGAGUACGAGCUCGACAGCACCGGGAAGCGCCGCCGGCUCAGCGCCGAGGAACGCCUUCAGCGCAGCCGGGAGCGAAACCAGCUGCACGCGCGCAAGACGAGGCAGCGCAAGAAGGCCCAGCUGCAGCUCCUCAUGAACCGCUCGGCCGAGCUCCAGGCGGAGCAGAAACGCCUCCGGCAGGCCAUCACCGACCGCCGCACGGCGAGCAUCCUCCUCGACAUGAGCGGAGGAACCGAAGACUUGCAGUCGGGCGGCGGCGGCGGCGGCGGCGGCGGCGGCGGCGGCCGCAACGCCGGCAGCAAGGCCUCCCGGGAUCACCACGUGGCGUUGGCGGCGUCCGUUUCCGGUGGGGCUUCCCGGCCACGCGCCGGCAUGCUGCGCGGCAACGUGGAGAGUGACGACGCCGGAGACGGGAGCGAAGGCACGGCGGGGACUAGCUGCUCGGCUUCUUCGUCGUCUUGCGGACGGACGUCUUCGGAGGCGAACAGCUCGGACGGCGCCGCGGGCGGCAGCGGUGCCGGCGGGACCGGCGGUGCGAACGAGGGCGACGAGAAGCAGCAGCGGCAGCAGCAGCAGCAGCAGCAGCCUAGGGUGGGGAACCCGGGAGACGCGGAGCGGCUGCUCGAGCUGUCCCAGAAGACGAGGUCCGAGUGCACGCCGGAGGAGCUCGAGCAAAUCCGCAGGGAGCGCAACCGCAUGCACGCCAAGCGGACCCGCGACCGAAAGAAGCUGCACCUCGAGGCCACCGAGGAAAUGAUAGCCCGCCUGGAGCGGGAGAACCGCAAGCUGCGGGACAGCAUGAAGACGUCGGUCAGCGGCGGCGGAGGAGGGAGCGGCAGGGGUGGCGGCAAAAGCAGGGGUGGUGGUAGCGGGGACGGGAGUGGUCUCAAGAGCGGCGGCAGCGGCAGGAACGGGUUCGACGGCGGUGCUGACGCAGCCUCGUCGACGAUGAAGAUGAAACUGUCGCCGACGCCCAUGGGGCACAUGCCCAACUUCCCGUCGCAGCAGCAGCAGUCGACGCCGUCCGCCCCGGCUUCUCAGGACAGCCAGCAGCAAUCCGCCGGCUCUCCUCACGUCGGAGCUGGCCACCACGCCCACCCUCCCCCCCACCUGAUGCAGCAGUUCGCGAACCACGCCGCCUUCCUGCACCCCGCGGCGGCCGCUCACCUGCCGCCGCACCUCCACGGCCACGUCUACCCGUCCCAGCAGCGCUUCAUGCAUCCCGGGCAUUCGCAGCAGCAGGUGGGGUACUACCCGCAAGCGUUCGAUCGCGUCGGCGGCCCCGGCGCCGGCAGCGCCGCCGGUGCCGGCAACGGCAACGGCAACGGCGUCGUCAAGCAGGAGGGCCAGAACCCCUACUUGCAGCACCAGGGCGUCGGCGCUCCCCCCGGCGGCAUGAUGCCGCACUCCAACCCUCAGUACCUCAUCAGCUACCAGGGCUGGCCGCCGGCCGCGUACGGACCCCCGCCGGCGGGAGCCCUGGCCGGCAAGCUGACGCCGAUGCUCGCCCUUCCUCCCCACGACCCGCAGCAGCACGCAUACCCGGUGCCCGAGCCGGGGGCGGCGGCGGCGGCGCUGGGGUACGCGAGCUGGCACGCUUUCGCAGGGCCGGGGCGGGCCCGGUCACGACGCCGUUCGUUCCGUGGGCCAGCGGCCGACCGCCACCACCGCAAGCGCGCCGCCGCCGCCGCCGCGACGACUGCGGAGCAGCAGCAGCGGGAGCAGCAGGCGAUCUCGGAGAACCAAAACCGUCUUGACCGAGACCUCUCCCGCGGGUGCCACGAGGCCUGGCAGAAGGUCCGACGAGAAAGAAGCGCGAAAAGAAAACGGAGCGGCGGAAGCGGCGGCGGCAGCAGCGGCGGCGGCGAGCGCCGCCGCAGCCGAGGCGCCGACCGCGACGGCGGGUGCAGCGGUAGCGGAGGCAGCGGCGGGGAAGGGUCGGAGUGCUCGUCGUCGUCGUGGAUGGAGAGCAGCGAGAGCAGUAGUGUCAUGCCCGGCAGCACGACCUCCGGCGACACCGCCAGAAGGAGCAGGAGCAGCGGCUCGCGGAGCAGCGGCUCGGACAGAAGCGGGUCGCCCCUGUCUUCGAGCUCGGGCGGGGAGGACGCGAGCAGGUCGCCGACGCCGAAGGGGGGGCGUGUUGACGCCGGUGGUGGUGGUGGGGGGGACGAUGCGACGACCGGAAACUUGGGACGAAGGUGUCCCGCUGACCAAUCGCCAUGACAGAAUUGAGCGCGAGCGGUUCCCGAACAAUAGCUGUAGCUCGCUAUCCUUGUUCGCGCGCGUAGCGGAGAUUUGUCAGAUUAGUUGUUGGGUCGACGCAUGAUGAUGAAUAUGAACUUGCUCGCUUUAUAGCAAGCUGGAGCAUUGCGGUUUUAAGUUGUUGUUAAAUUUGUCGUCGUCGUCGCUGUCUUGAGUGACACGCCACGCAGUGCAUAUCGGAGAAUCAAAACAGGCCGCAGGUUGAUAGAGGAGGGUGGUUGGUGGCUGGGUGUUUUGGUCCCAAGAGUUUUCCUUGACUUGCGCCACGCAGUUGGGGCUCUCGGGAGUUUUGUGAGGGGAACGGGUGGGAGGGGUCCGAGGUUGGGAAUAUGUAUGCAGGGGCGCGGAUUUCGCGCCUGAACAGCAGAUCAGAGUUAAAAUAGAUGCCCUCGAAGGAAUAGCCUGGUGUUGCAAGUACCGAGCGCAACACCGCGGUGACAUCGUCGCGAAGUUGAAGCUGCGAAGGAGGAAUAAAAUAGUCCAGGCCAUUAGAUGUUCACCGGGGGUUGGUAUUUUCUCGCGUUGUUGUUGUUUUUUUCUCUUUCUUUGCCGUACACGUAGUACGUUUUUAGGGGAAGGCCCGGCCGCAAAUUUUGCGAGUAAGCGAGUAUUUUUUUCAUCACCUCGCAUUGCUGCCUUCUCAAUUGUCCA